Messenger RNA from Numida meleagris (helmeted guineafowl), 1019 nucleotides. RefSeq names its product ADP ribosylation factor like GTPase 8A (gene ARL8A). Gene Ontology annotation, cellular component: lysosomal membrane. Gene Ontology annotation, molecular function: GTP binding; GTPase activity. Gene Ontology annotation, biological process: protein transport; anterograde axonal transport. Bases 166 to 726 code for a protein of 186 amino acids. The transcript has 7 exons. NCBI's taxonomy places the organism in Eukaryota, Metazoa, Chordata, Aves, Galliformes, Numididae. The record is from RefSeq and is a predicted model, not a curated record.
GGCGCGCGGACAAUACCGGGGCGGCGGCGCGGCGCGGCCCGGCGGUGCGGCGGGGUUCGGCGCGGCCCGGCCCGGUUCCACCCGCUUCGGUCCGGCUCUGCUAGGGCUCGGCUCGCCUCCGCCCGGCUGCGCACGGUUCGGCCCGGCGGGGCUCGGCGCGGCAGCAUGCUGGCCCUUUUCAACAAGCUGCUGGACUGGUUCCGGGCGCUCUUCUGGAAGGAGGAGAUGGAGCUGACCCUGGUGGGGCUGCAGUAUUCGGGCAAGACCACGUUCGUCAACGUCAUCGCGUCAGGCCAGUUCAAUGAAGACAUGAUCCCGACGGUGGGCUUCAAUAUGAGGAAGAUCACCAAAGGGAACGUCACCAUAAAGCUCUGGGACAUUGGUGGCCAGCCUCGCUUUCGCAGCAUGUGGGAGCGGUACUGCCGUGGAGUGAGUGCCAUCGUGUACAUGGUGGAUGCUGCCGACCAGGAGAAGAUCGAGGCCUCGAAGAAUGAACUUCACAACCUGCUAGACAAGCCGCAGCUCCAGGGCAUCCCGGUCCUAGUCCUGGGGAACAAGCGAGACCUCCCUGGUGCCUUGGAUGAGAAGGAGCUCAUUGAGAAGAUGAACCUCUCUGCCAUCCAGGACCGAGAGAUUUGUUGCUACUCCAUCUCUUGCAAAGAAAAGGACAACAUUGACAUCACCCUACAGUGGCUUAUUCAGCACUCGAAGUCCAGGAGAAGCUGAGAUCCCUUGGACUGCGGCUCAGAUCGGGAAGAUGCCAUUGUACAAGCCCAUACCCCCUUCCUUCUCCUGCUCUGUCCCUCCAGCUCUCUCUCUCUAGAUGGGUAUUUUUAGGGGACCCCAGACUCCGCUCGCAUUGAGGUGGAGCCCUUGUUUUUAUUGUAAAGAAAAUGUCCGACUCCGCCCCCCUCUCCUUUCCUCUCUCUGUCUCUUCUUCCCAUUUUGGCACUGUUCUGUUGUUGUCUGUGUAUACAGUAUAUAUAUAUAUGUAUAUAUAUUUUAAUUUUUUAAUUUAA